ACGUGACAUCACUGCAAACAUGGCGCUGGGCUCGGUCAGAAACUGUUUCGCGUCCUUCGCGUUUCUCGGCAGAACUUUAACCUCAACCGAGAUUAAAGCUGCGUGCUGCUACCACAAAAAAGUGGUGGACCACUACGAGAACCCGAGAAACGUGGGCUCCCUGGAUAAAAACGACAAGAACGUGGGGACGGGAUUAGUAGGCGCACCCGCCUGUGGCGACGUGAUGAAACUGCAGAUCCAGGUGGACGAGAACGGGAAGAUCGUGGACGCCAGAUUCAAGACGUUCGGAUGCGGGUCUGCCAUCGCUUCGAGUUCCUUGGCCACAGAGUGGAUUAAAGGCAAAUCUAUUGAUGAAGCCCUGAAGAUCAAGAACACAGAGAUCGCCAAAGAGCUGUGCCUCCCACCGGUCAAGCUGCACUGUUCUAUGCUGGCGGAAGACGCUAUCAAGGCCGCCCUGGCCGACUACAAACUGAAACAGAAGGACGAGGAGAAGGUCGCAGCAGCCAGAAACUAAAUCACGCCCAUCAUUGUGCACCGCCGUAGAUGUAGCUGCUGCGCUGUAACGCUCGCGCUGUUGCUAACAGACUGUUUGUUUGUUUGUUUGUUUGUUUGAGUGCUGUGUGUCACGGUGGCUGGUUUCUUUCUUCACGCACAGAUUCACCCGAACCCGAGCGGCCGGACCCCCGGCGAUCCUGUAAAACCGCGUGUUAGGUGGUUCGUGUUCGCUACGGCGUUGCUUGUACUGAAUUUGUUUGAAAUGUAUGUAAAUGUUUACGUCCGAGUCUGAUACUAAACGUGGGGGAACGUCGUCUGCUCGAUUCUAUACGCACAAUUAAGAGUGUACAUACGAUAUAUACCAUCUAUAGAACUAGCUCCUGUAUUCUGCUGGAAAUAAAGAAAUAAAAUCAAAAGCAAAUCAA
Messenger RNA from Trichomycterus rosablanca, 920 nucleotides. It is a transcript of the gene iscua, whose product is annotated as iron-sulfur cluster assembly enzyme a. The record is from RefSeq and is a predicted model, not a curated record. Gene Ontology annotation, molecular function: 2 iron, 2 sulfur cluster binding; ferrous iron binding. Bases 20 to 514 code for a protein of 164 amino acids. Lineage: Eukaryota; Metazoa; Chordata; Actinopteri; Siluriformes; Trichomycteridae. The transcript has 5 exons. Gene Ontology annotation, cellular component: cytoplasm; mitochondrial matrix. Gene Ontology annotation, biological process: iron-sulfur cluster assembly; intracellular iron ion homeostasis.